CUCCUCCGCGCCGGCUCGCGCGUGCGUCUCCAUCACCGUCCCGCCGCGUCUCAGCCUCGCGUCCUGAGUGGGAAUCACCCGCGCGGCAUGGGGCAGGGCCCCAGCCUAGGUUGUGUUUCUGUCGCCGGGCGUGUCUGUGUGUGUGGUUCGGUGUCUCUGGGCGUGUCUGUGUGGGUUGCGUUGGUGUGAUGCCAGGCAUGUCUGUGUGCGUCUCAUCGCCCUGUGGCUGGCGGGUCCGUGUUCCUGCUUGACAUGUGACUCCGGGGAAGGGAGAGGGGUCCCUGUGAGUCCCUCCUCCCCACCCGGAGUGGUGUCCAGGGGUCCACGGGCCACGCCUGGAGAGGGGUUUUGUGUCACCCCGCCAGCGAGUCCUCGUGCGUUGCUGCGGGAGGCUUUUGAUCUGUGUCCAGCUGUAUACAGUAGAGACCCGUGCGUGACUUCUGUGCUGCUGCCUGUGGCCACGUGAUACACGCCAUGUGGCUGUCACUCUGGGAGUCAUCACGCGUCACCCUGCGUUGCAUUUGCUAUUCUGUGUCAGCGCAGGUGUUGUGUCUGUUUAUAGGUUUUGUGUGUCUCAGUGAUGUGACACUGCUCUUCUUCAAGGUGUAAAUGCAUGUUGCAGGCCUGUCUUUCCCUGCCAAGAACAAAGCCCGGGGACCCACACUCAGAGUGUUGUGACUGUGUGGCUGUGUGUUACACUGUACCAGAGGGUGUCCCCCUGGUGCUGUGUGGGUGUUGUUACCGGCCUAGGUGACGGAUGUGUCAGUCGGCCACGUCCGCCGGUCCAUGGGUCACGGUGUCUGUGCCGGGCAGUACUCUAUCAGUGUCUUUGUGGAUUACUCUGUAUGUGUGGUGUUUGUGCGGCCACUGGUGUUGGGUGUAUGGGCGAUGUGCGGGUGUGGUAUGUGGUAUCUGUCAGUCUGAGGCAAUGGUAGGUGUUCUAUUCCAUGGACGUGGCUCUUGGGCAUCAGGGCCUAUGUAGCCUGUGUGCCCGGCCUCCCUCCCCCGGGUACCAUUCUGUUGUGUCCUGUGUGAUGCAUCAAGAUAGAUGAGGCUGUCUUGUAGGGGGCAGCUGCCAGCUGGGUUUCUGUGUGUGUCACUGUGCCUGUAGGUCCUUUCCUAACGCAUCCAUCCGUACUGCUCUCCGGCUGUAUAUUUGAAUGGCAAUGUGUACUUGGGUUCUGUUGUGUGUUGAGGUGAAUCCGUGUGUGUCGUGAAUCAUUCUAUGAGCGUAUAUGCUGGAGUCACCACAUGCCAUGAUGUUCGUCACCGUGUGUUUCUGUGCUAGGUGAGUGGUGACUGCCAUGGGUGUGUCCCUAAGUGCCGUGUGUCUGCAUGUAUUGGGUACUGUUUCACGGGUGUGUGAUGGCUGAGUGCCUUGUUCACACAGAUAUGCUGUGCGUGGCACUUGGGGAUUGCUAAGUCAAUACAGAUUGGGUGUUUGUGGAACACUUGUAUAGGUCGUGUUUGUGUAGCUAUGGACAGGCACCACCCCGUGUGCUGUGUCUGGGUGUGGCUGUUGGUGUCAGACAGUGUUGUGCCAAUUUUGAUUGUGAUGUCUGUGCUUGUGUGUGGACAAUAUUUGGGUGGCCCUGUGCGCCACGGGGUCCUGCCUGCUCGCUAAGUGCCGGCGUGUGUCACACCAUGUGUGUGUGUGGUGUCUGGGUGUGGCUGUGGGUUUCCGAGCUUGUCGGGAGUUGUGAGUCACUCGGUGUCAGUAGCAUUGUGUGCCCAUGGGUGUUAGGUUCCGUCUCUGGCCAUGCCAUGUUUCAGGGUGUAAUCACUGCGUGUUGCGUGGUGUCCGGGUGUGGCCCAGUGUAGGUGUGUAUUAUACGCUGCAGACCGUUGUGUGUGACAAAGCCCAUUGUGUGUUGGUGUGUGAGUGUGUCUUAAUCCACGUGGACGCACGCCUCUUCCUUGCUCUGCCCUAAGACACACCCCCGCCCCUCCUUAGUCUGAGAAGGGGGGCUGGGGAGCCUCCCCUCUGCCCGGGGGCCUCCUCAGCACCUCCCCGCCCUGCCCAGCAGUCACCACCUCCCAGAGGGCACAGACUCUGCUGUACCUCAAAGCACAAGCCCAGAGCGAGGGAGCAGAGCAGGCCAGGGACCUCAAGCCACUGUGGCUGCCCUUUGCGUGCUGCGAGGUGGGGGACCCUGGGCAGGAAGCUGGCUGGGCCCCAAGACCCCGGGAGCCAUGGGCGGGGAGCUGGUGCCGGGCCUGGGGGCCCUGCGGCGGCGAAAGCGCCUGCUGGAGCAGGAGAAGAGUCUGGCCGGCUGGACGCUGGCACUGGCAGGAACUGGCAUUGGACUCAUGGUCCUGCACGCGGAGAUGCUGUGGUUCGGGGGGUGCCCGUGGGCGCUCUAUCUGUUCCUGGUUAAAUGCAUGAUCAGCAUUUCCACGUUCCUGCUCCUGUCCCUUAUCGUGGCCUUUCACGCCAAAGAGGUCCAGCUGUUCAUGACGGACAACGGGCUCCGGGACUGGCGCGUGGCGCUGACCGGGCGGCAGGUGGCGCAGAUCGUGCUGGAGCUGGUGGUGUGCGGGUUGCACCCGCCGCCGGUGCCGGGCCCGCCGUGCGUGCUGAGCUCCGGGUUCCUGAAGACGGCGGCCACGCAGUCCUGGCCCAGCUUCCUGGACCAGGGGGAGGCGCUGCUGUCGCUGGCCAUGCUGCUGCGCCUGUACCUCGUGCCCCGCGCCCUGCUCCUGCGCAGCGGCGUCCUGCUCAACGCCUCCUACCGCAGCAUCGGCGCGCUCAACCAGGUCCGCUUCCGCCACUGGUUCGUGGCCAAGCUGUACAUGAACACGCACCCCGGCCGCCUGCUGCUCUGCCUCACGCUUGGCCUCUGGCUCACCACCGCCUGGGUGCUGUCGGUAGCCGAGAGGCAGGCUGUUAAUGCCACCGGGCACCUUUCGGACACACUGUGGCUGAUCCCCAUCACAUUCCUGACCAUUGGCUAUGGCGAUGUUGUGCCAGGUACCAUGUGGGGCAAGAUUGUCUGCCUCUGCACUGGUGUCAUGGGGGUCUGCUGCACAGCCCUGCUGGUGGCCGUGGUGGCCCGGAAACUGGAGUUUAAUAAGGCGGAAAAGCACGUGCACAACUUCAUGAUGGAUAUUCAGUAUGCCAAAGAGAUGAGGGAGUCGGCUGCCCGGGUGCUGCAGGAGUCCUGGCUAUUGUACAAACAUACGCGCAGGAAGGAGUCUGGAGCUGCCCGCAAGCACCAGCGCAGGCUGCUGGCUGCCAUCAACAGGUUCCGCCAGGUGCGGCUGAAACACAGAAAGCUCCGGGAGCAAGUGAACUCUAUGGUGGACAUCUCCAAGAUGCACAUGAUCCUGUGUGACCUGCAGCUCCGUCUGAGCAGCUCCCACCAGGCCUUGGAGAAGCAGAUCGACGCGCUAGCAGGGAGGCUAGACACCCUGACCGAGCUGCUCAGUGCUGCCCUGGGGCCGCGGCAGCUUCCAGAACCAAGCCAAGAGGCCACGUAGCUGGACCCAUCCGGGAAGAACCAGGCUACCCUUCCCCAGGAUUGAGGUCAAGGACAUUCUCUCUGCUACUCCUGACCCAGCCGCACAUAUAAAGCCCCCCGCCCCCCAAGUGUGAGGACUGCUGGGGGCCCCACCUUGGAUGGCGGAUGCUGAUGGAUGCUGGAGGGGAUGCUGGAUUAAGGAGGGAGGCCGUGGCCCACCCCCCACCAAGGCCCCAAAUGGGAAAACGGUCACCCCUGCCGCACAUACUCUCAACAAAAACAUCCUCACUCUGCUGCUGUAGAUGGCCACCAGCUUUCAGUUGGACGUGGAGGUGCUUGGGGGCCGGGACUCCUGGGUCCCAGAGGAGGAGGAAGAGGAGCAGGAGGAGGGGCACGGGGGCCCAGAGUCCAGGAUCCUGGGCUGCCUCAGUGACCUGCUGGCCGGCAGAGCUGAAGGAACCAGGCCCGAGGCAGGGACGAGGCAGGAAGCAGCGCCCCCUGGCGGGAGAGCGAGGAGGACACUGUUUCUCCAGAGCUGCAGAGAAUUACCUGGUGGGAGAAGGUGGGAGGGGCCGGGGUGCAGCCCACCAGUCUCUGCUCUUAUACUUUGCAAUAAAGGUUAAACAAAGCCAGGA
Cervus elaphus (red deer) is the source of this 4096-nucleotide messenger RNA. It is a transcript of the gene KCNN4, whose product is annotated as potassium calcium-activated channel subfamily N member 4. Gene Ontology annotation, biological process: potassium ion transmembrane transport. Gene Ontology annotation, molecular function: calmodulin binding; intermediate conductance calcium-activated potassium channel activity; small conductance calcium-activated potassium channel activity. The record is from RefSeq and is a predicted model, not a curated record. The transcript is spliced from 9 exons. Lineage: Eukaryota; Metazoa; Chordata; Mammalia; Artiodactyla; Cervidae. Gene Ontology annotation, cellular component: neuronal cell body; neuron projection; plasma membrane. Bases 2194 to 3480 code for a protein of 428 amino acids.